Durusdinium trenchii is the source of this 849-nucleotide messenger RNA. NCBI's taxonomy places the organism in Eukaryota, Dinophyceae, Suessiales, Symbiodiniaceae. The record is from the annotation of a GenBank genome assembly.
AUGAAAGGGUUGCAGUGGAGUCCUUUGGAUCACGUGGAGCUUUUUGCUGGCAAAAUGGCUGUGACAUUGGCCCAGCUAGAGGACAACAAGCGAUGUGCAGCCUUGGAUUUGGAGUAUGGGGGGAGGUGUAUGGAUUUCAUGACACCUGGGGGCUUCGUCAACGCGGUGUUCCAGGUGCUCCGGCUGUCGCCAGGCUCUUCAUUGACCUUGGCACCAGUCUGCUCGACAUGGGUUUGGGUGUCUAGAGGCUCUACAAAGCGCAGCCGGGCUUUACCUCUGGGAAACACCGGGGCUCCCAGUGUAAGAUUGGGUAACCUCAUGGUGGGCCGCUGCGCCUUGCUGCUGUUGUUGGCCGCUGCCCGUGGAGUGUGGUGGGUGCUCGAACAGCCGAAAGGCUCUCUUCUAGAAUAUCAUCCUGCGAUGCAAAGAGUGUUGCGUAGGAUCCGGGUAUGGAGAAAGUAUGUUAGAAUGGCAGACUACGCGGCUGCAAGCGACAAAGGGACCUGGCUAUACUCCAGUCGGCCUGAGAUUGAAGACUUGGACCAGUUCAAGCCACGCCGUGUUGUAAAACGCAAGGCUGUCGCGCUGGUUGACCAUUAUGUGGACUCCAAGGGCAAGCAUCGAGUGAAAGGAAAUUCUCAGCUGAAGGUGAGUCAAGCCUACACCCAAGAGUUUGGUCGCGCGAUGGCCCAACUGAGAAGCAAGCACAGCUCCACGGUGAAGAAGAGCUCUCGAGCUUUCCUUCGCAAAGCUGCAGCUGGGUCGAAGGAGAAGCGAAUCCAGCAGGAGUUGAGUUUCUGGGCCAAGCAUGCGGACUUGGACCCAGUUUUCACUUUCCUCACUUCUUAG